Molecule: messenger RNA, 4066 nt
Organism: Chelmon rostratus (copperband butterflyfish)
Lineage: Eukaryota; Metazoa; Chordata; Actinopteri; Chaetodontiformes; Chaetodontidae
Product: oxysterol-binding protein-related protein 7-like
Exons: 23
Coding region: 279-3068 (929 amino acids)
Cellular component (GO): perinuclear endoplasmic reticulum; plasma membrane; intracellular membrane-bounded organelle
Molecular function (GO): cholesterol binding
Source: RefSeq, a predicted model, not a curated record
UGGCAUUGCUCUCAGUGUAGCACAGAGGGCAGUUGAAGGGAGUUUUUUCACAGGACACUUUGAUGCUGAAGGAAUGUUCAGAGGAAAUUUUUUCAGGGAUUCCUCUUUUAAAUAGGAACUGAGAGGGGGAUUUUUGCAGCUCUGUGAUUAUUCUUAAAGGAAAGUCAAAGGAAUUGCCUGUGGAGCACUGAGGGAGCAGCUUGUUAGACAUCAGACCAACACAGUGGUCUGUGUACUUUGCCAUGAGACAUAACCUUCCCUGAAGGCCCUAUCACUCCAUGCAACGCUUUCCUCAUCACAUUACACCGAUGGACCCUCAGGUUUGUCCGCCUCCUCUGAGCAGCAGCCAAUUGACGAUCAGCGGUCUUGACAAAUCCCCAGCCUCCGCCUUCAAACCUGGCCACUCACGGAGCAACAGCACUGGCUCCUCCAAAGUUUCAAAACAGUCUCGUCACUGGGAGGUGAUGGAGGACUUGCAGCAUCUGGAUAUGUGUUCUGUUCCCGGCUCGUCUGUGGACCUUACUAUCCCUGGGAUCUGUGAGGGCUUCUUGAUGAAGAGAAGGAAGUACCCGCUCAAAGGUUGGCACAAGAGAUACUUCCUGUUGGAGAACGGAAUUCUCAAGUACUCAAAGACACAGCAAGAUAUUCAGAGAGGGAAACUCCAUGGCUGUCUGGACGUCAGCCUGGCUGUCAUGUCUGUCAACAAGAAAUCCAAACGCAUAGACCUGGAUGCUGGAGACAACCUGUACCACCUCAAGGCAAAGAACCACGAGCUCUUCUACAUCUGGCUGACCAAGCUGUGUGCCCAUCGUGUGUUUAGGAAAAACGAGGCAUUGAGUGUUCAUCGUGGCGUGCUUCACGCUCUUUCCUUGGGCCCGAGCACCCUGCCAGCCAUGACCACUCUCGCCCAGCAAAACAGAGCAACGCCUCUUCACUAUGCCAGCUCAGCAUCAGUGUUCCAACAAGACAUGGGGAGCCCCGCCCCUGCUGUCGCCUCUCACCCAGGGGUGACCAGCAAGGUGUCAGCCUGGCUGCAGCAGACCCAUGACAUCGACGCUACCUCCAACGACCUGGCUCGCUGUCAGGCAGAGCUGGCAGAACUGGCCCAGCUCAUCCAGCGACUCCACUGGCUGGAAGGAGGCCUGCCAAUCACAAACACAGACCUGGAGAUGCGCAUCAGCAUGCAUAAUAUCUCCCUGGAGAAACCCAAGAAGAAGGCAGGGAGAGGGUUCGGUCACUCCAGGACUUUGUCCCGAGUUGAAGCCAUGGGUGGAUUGUUCACUUCCAGCCACCUGAGCACUAACAGCAGCUCUGGUCUGGGGGCGUCCAUUCAGUCUAUCCCUGACUACGUCUACUCUCAGCUGUCCAACCCUCAGGUCAGCUCACCUGAGGCCAAGAAGCUUCACCAGGACAUCUUCACUAUUUCUCAGAGAGUUCACACUUCUCUCAAAUCCAUUCAUGAUGUUUUGACUUUGGAGAGAGAGAGAGUGAGGCAGGCCUGGACCGGCCCGGACCUUAGGCAGAACACCUCACAGCAGCUCGCUACACUGUGCAGCACACUGUCUGAGCUUGACAUACAGUCACGUCUGACCAAAGUCCACUCGCUUUCCCUGUCCUCUGACUCUACUGAGGAAUCCUUCUGCACCGUCCGUCCUGACCAGAGGACACCAUCUAUGGGUCGUCACAGUCAUCGUGCGCCCUCUGUGGCAGACUCCAUGGCAGAGUAUUUUGAUGCCAGUGAGGUGAUUGUGUGUGAGAGCUCAUCAGAGGCAGAGGCUUCGGAUGAAUCCGGCUUGAGUGACAUCACCACCACCAGCAACUCGGAGCCUGAGGAGGGACAUACCACUGCCACCCUCAACUACCGGGCCAGUCUGAACAACGCUCCUGAGAAACCCAGCCCAGUGCCCACUAAUACUGGCCGUCGCACUGCCCUCCCCGCCCCAGGAACAGACAACAGCCACAUUGGCAUCAUGACCAUCCUGUACAACAACAUCGGCAAAGACCUGUCCAGAGUCUCCAUGCCGGUCGCUCUCAAUGAGCCGGUGUCUUUGCUGCAGAGACUCAGUGAAGAGCUGGAGUACUCUGAGCUGCUGGACAUCGCCAACAACAUUGAUGAUCCAUAUGAGAGAAUGGUUUACGUGGCGGCUUUCUCCAUCUCUGGAUAUGCCUGGGCGUCCUGGAGGUAUCGCUACAAACCCUUCAACCCUGUUCUGGGAGAAACCUACGAGAGUCACAGAGAAGACAGAGGCUUUCACUACAUCAGUGAGCAGGUCAGCCAUCACCCUCCUGUCUCCGCCUGCCACGCAGAGUCAGAAAACUUCACUUUCUGGCAAGAUCAGAGAUGGAAGAACAAGUUUUGGGGGAAGUCCGUGGAGAUUAUCUCUUCUGGAAUGGUCAAUGUUACUCUGCCCAAGUAUGGAGAUCACUACGAAUGGAACAAGGCAGUGACAUGUAUCCACAGUGUGCUGAGUCAGCAGCGCUGGCUGGAGCACUAUGGUGAGGUAGUCAUCAGAAACACAAACAGUGACGUCUGCACCUGCAAGAUCACAUUUGUCAAGUCUCGCUACUGGAGCUCAGACAACAGUAAGAACGAGGUGCAGGGUGUGGUUCUGAACCAGGCUGGAGAGGUGGUUCAUCGUUUUGGAGGUCUCUGGCAUGAAGGCAUUUUCUGUGACACCCUGGUCACACCAACGUGCAUCUGGAAGCCCAACGUGCAGCCUGAUGACCACUUCGACUUCUACGGCUUCUCACGUUAUGCUAGAGAACUAAACGAACUGACGCCUGAACUGGAGGCUGUCCUCCCGCCUACAGACACACGCUUCAGACCUGACCAAAGGCUCCUGGAGGAGGGGAAGGUAGCUGAGGCAGAUAAAAAGAAGGAUGAGGUGGAGGAGAAGCAGAGGGAGAGGAGGAAGGAGAUGGCCAAGAUGGGGCAAGAGCACAUCCCCAGGUUUUUCAGGAAAUCUUUGGAUGAGGCUGGCAGGGAGGUGUGGCUGUCCAAUCAAACCUACUGGAAGCUCCGCGAAGACCCGGGCUUUGCCAAGACUGAAAAUCUGGACCUCUGGUAGAAUGCUCCACCUUGCUAAAAGCUUAGGCUAAAAGCAACUAGCCAGGGAUUAAACACAUGGUAAUAUGAUGAAGAGGAAUAAUUAGUAAAAAUGAUUCAUUGUGCAUAUGUUAGUCCAAUAAUGUAUGCAUGAAUAUACUGUAGUGACUCAUCAACAAAGAUCUGGAGGUCUGUUGCUAGCCAGUACUGUUAGGAUCUAGAGGGGGACAGCGUUUGGAAGCAUAAAUGAACCUCUCAUUGGGUUUUUUUGCACCAUGGAGAGGUGAGGUGCCACUAUGGAACAAAUGAAGACUGAUAUAGACCAGGCCGGAUGUCUUUCCAGCCCUUCGCUUACCUCUUACCACCUUCAAUAUAAUCUUUCAUGAGUCAAAGCAUAUCUUAGAACAUUGUGUUUAAAGAUAAUUUCUGUCAGGAUUGAGGCCUCUCUCUGCAUGUAAAGUGUCUUAUACUUGUGGGACAAAUGUCAGAUUAUAUGUAAUACUUUUAUUUUUAACAUGUCUGUAUAAAUAGUUUUAGUCAGGCUCAUUUUUAUGACAUUGUGAUAAGAAGCUUGCUUCCUGCAGAGGGAUCCGGAACACACGCGGGGCCAAUUCUGCUGCUUGUGGGGUGUAUUACAGGUGAACUGGUGCUGUCCUGCUUUCUUUCUCAGUGGGUCUUGCUGUGUAAAAUUAUGUUGAUUUGUGAAGUCGGUGUGUAUUUUCUGAUAUUUAAUCGUGACACAUUGGUGACACAUUGUUUUUGUCCGUGUGCUGGUUAAAUCUAGCAGUCCUUUAAGCCUUGCCUUCUUCCUCUCUCACCUGUAAGAAUUGUUGAUGUCCAAAAUGAACUGACAGACGAGGAUUGCGUCUCUUAGAAUUUUAUGAUCUGAGUUGAUGCAAUGAAGUAUUUUUAUUGAUGUUUCAACAAUGGAUUUUAAUAAGGAAAAGAGACUACUGUUAAAACCCAGUGAAAAGUUUUUUUCUUCAUGGUUUUGUUUCAAAUAAAAGGUUCCAUAAUCAA